This is a messenger RNA of Quercus robur (English oak), 4081 nucleotides long. Its product is annotated as starch synthase 3, chloroplastic/amyloplastic. The record is from RefSeq and is a predicted model, not a curated record. Gene Ontology annotation, molecular function: starch binding; alpha-1,4-glucan glucosyltransferase (UDP-glucose donor) activity. Lineage: Eukaryota; Viridiplantae; Streptophyta; Magnoliopsida; Fagales; Fagaceae. The transcript has 16 exons. The coding region runs from base 247 to 3753 and encodes 1168 amino acids.
UGUUUAGCCUGUUACAUUCUAGUGUCAUCCAUUAUUUAAAAUUUAAAAUAUCUAAUUUUGUUUUUGUUUUUUUUUUUUAUUUAAUUAUUUACAGUGCACAGACAGAGAGAAACUGAAAGAUCAAGUACUGGGAUCCUCAAUCAAUGAAUGUUUUUUUUCUGAUUAAACUCUGGUCACUGACUCAUAAACAAGUACAAGAAGAAGAAGAACCUUGAAGAACAUUCUUAAAACAGAAAAAACACAGUUAUGGAGGUGGCUUUGCAAGUACAUAGGCCACUCAGUUGCAGUUGCAGUUGCAGAACUGUGUUCAAUCAGAGAAGCCACUUAAAGCUCAAACCUUCUCUUGGGUUUUUUCCUCAUGGAAGAGUCACUCACUUCUCAAAGUCUUCUUCAUGGGGAAAAGACUGCCAGGGAGGUGGAGUUUCAUAUCGGAUCAUUGCUAGUUCAGAUUCUCCAAGGAGGAGAUCAAAGAAAAUGUCAAAUGCAAGGCCUAAAGGCCCUGCUUCAAAGGGAUUGUCGCCAAAAACACCGGUGGGAACAAGCACCCAAAAGAGGGAUGAAAUAAAUAAUGAAGAGAAAGAGUUGCCAAUUGCUCCAACAUCUAGUGAGCAUGUGUCACCCAACAGGAAAACCGUUGAAACAAAAGUUGAUACUGAGGAAGAGUGGGUGGUUGAACAUUCUCGAGAGGAUAAAUCUGAGAAAGAAAUCAUUUCUGAAACUGAGGAAGCCAAUGAAUUAUCAUCAGCAAAUAAAUCAUCAGCUAUUGCUCAGAAAAUUCAAGUGGUGAAAAAUGGAACCAUUGCUAGGGUCAAUGAGGAUAUAGCAGAAUUACAGAAGAUAGAAACAGCUUCCAAGAGUGAUAUUGAGAAUGUUCCUGAUAAAAUGGUUUCAGAAGGAAGACACUUGGAUAUCAUAGAGCGUGAUGACACCACAAGAGAUAAAAGUACUGAAACUGAUGAAAAGAUUAGAGAAGAAGCUUCUCUAAAAUUAAAGUUGGAGAUGGAAGCGAACUUGCGUAAGCAGAAAAUUGAGAUGCUUGCUGAGGAGAACUUCUCGAUAGGGAGCAAGAUGUUUGUUUUUCCUCAAGUAGUGAAACCUGAUCAAGAUAUAGAAGUUUUCCUCAGUAGGGGUCUCUCCACUUUAAAUAAUGAGCCAGAUGUUCUGUUAAUGGGAGCCUUUAAUGACUGGAGAUGGAAAUCAUUUACAGUAAGGUUGAAAAAAACACAUCUAAAAGGGGAUUGGUGGUCUUGCCUAGUUCAUGUUCCCAAGGAAGCCUACAAGAUGGACUUUGUCUUUUUCAAUGGGCAAAAUGUCUAUGACAAUAAUGAUGAAAAGAAUUUCUGCGUGACUGUGGAAGGUGGAAUGGAUGCGUUUGAAUUUGAGGAUUUCUUGCUUGAAGAGAAACGUAAAGAACUUGAGAAACUUGCUAAGGAGCAAGCUGAAAGGGAAAGACAAGCAGAGGAACAACGGCGAAUAGAUGCAGAGAAAGCAGCAAGUGAAGCUGAUAGAGCACAGGCAAGGGAGGAGACUCAAAGGAGGCGAGAAGCUUUGAAACGGUUGACAAAAAAUGCUGUAAGGUCUGUCGAUCAUGUUUGGUAUAUAGAGCCUGGUGAGUUUAAAGGUGAAGACUCAGUCAGGUUAUAUUAUAAUAAAAACUCUGGCCCCCUUGCUCAUGCGAAGGAACUAUGGAUUCAUGGGGGCCAUAAUAAUUGGAAGGAUGGAUUGUCCAUUGUUGAAAUGCUUGUCAGUUCUGAAGAAAAGGAUGGUGACUGGUGGUAUGCUGAUGUUGUUGUACCUGAUCGAGCAUUUGUCUUAGAUUGGGUUUUUGCUGAUGGACCACCACAGAAAGCCAUUGCGUAUGAUAACAACCACCGCCAGGAUUUCCAUGCAAUUGUCCCAAAAGGCAUACCUGAAGAACUUUAUUGGGUUGAGGAAGAACACCGGAUUUAUCGGAAACUCCAGGAGGAGAGGAGGUUAAGAGAGGAGGCUAUACGUGCCAAGGCUGAAAGAACAGCACGUAUGAAGGCUGAAACAAAGGAAAGAACUUUGAAAAGGUUUUUGCUAUCUCAAAAGCACAUAGUCUACACAGAACCUCUUGAUGUUCAUGCAGGAAGCACAGUGAAGGUUUUCUAUAAUCCUGCCAACACAGUUCUCAAUGGAAAACCUGAAGUUUGGUUCAGGGGUUCAUUUAACCGUUGGACCCACCGCAAUGGUCCAUUGCCGCCUCAGAAAAUGUUGCCUUCGGAUAAUGGUACUCAUGUCAAAAGCACUGUCAAGGUUCCAUUGGACACAUAUAUGAUGGACUUCGUAUUCUCUGAGAAGGAAGAUGGUGGAAUUUUUGACAAUAAAAAUGGCAUGGAUUACCACAUACCUGUGUUUGGAGGAAUUGUUAAGGAGCCACCAAUGCACAUAGUGCAUAUUUCUGUUGAAAUGGCUCCCAUUGCAAAAGUUGGAGGCCUUGGUGACGUUGUUACUAGUCUAUCUCGUGCUGUACAAGAUUUGAACCACAAUGUGGACAUCAUUCUUCCAAAGUAUGACUGUUUGAAAUUUAGCAAUGUGAAGGACUUUCAGUAUAACAGAAGCUAUUCCUGGGGUGGGACUGAAAUUAAAGCAUGGUUUGGGAAGGUCGAAGGCCUUUCUGUCUACUUUUUGGAGCCUCAAAAUGGAUUCGUUUCAACAGGCUGCAUAUAUGGCUGUAGGAAUGAUGGAGAGAGGUUUGGCUUCUUUUGUCAUGCUGCUCUUGAAUUUCUACUCCAAAGUGGAUUUCAUCCUGAUAUCAUCCACUGCCAUGAUUGGUCCACUGCACCAGUUGCAUGGUUGUUUAAGGAUCAUUAUACGCAUUAUGGUCUCAGUAAAGCUCGGGUUGUCUUUACAAUCCACAACCUUGAAUUUGGGGCAGCCUUAAUUGGGAAAGCUGUGGCAUAUUCAGACAAGGCGACAACUGUAUCCCACACUUACUCAAAGGAGGUUGCUGGAAAUCCUGCCGUUGCUCCUCAUCUCUACAAGUUCCAUGGUAUAUUAAAUGGAAUUGACCCAGAUAUGUGGGACCCAUAUAAUGAUAAGUUCAUUCCUAUAUCAUACACCUCAGACAAUGUUGUUGAAGGCAAAAAAGCUGCCAAGGAAGCCUUACAACAGAAGCUUGGUUUGAAAAGAUCUGAUCUCCCUUUGGUCGGAAUUAUCACUCGCUUAACUCAUCAGAAAGGAAUUCAUCUCAUCAAGCACGCCAUCUGGCGCACCUUAGAUCGCAAUGGACAGGUUGUAUUGCUUGGUUCAGCCCCAGAUCCUCGUAUUCAAAAUGAUUUUGUGAAUUUAGCCAAUCAAUUGCAUUCUACUCACAGUGACCGUGCUCGCCUUUGUUUGACUUAUGAUGAGCCUCUAUCACACUUAAUAUAUGCUGGUGCUGAUUUCGUUCUAGUCCCUUCAAUUUUUGAGCCAUGUGGACUGACCCAGCUCACAGCAAUGAGAUAUGGUUCAAUACCAGUUGUUCGCAAAACUGGAGGACUUUACGACACUGUAUUUGACGUUGAUCAUGAUAAAGAGAGAGCACAAGCACAGAGUCUUGAACCAAAUGGAUAUAAUUUUGAUGGAGCUGAUGCUGCUGGUGUUGAUUAUGCUCUCAAUAGGGCAAUUUCUGCUUGGUAUGACAGUCGGGAUUGGUUUAAUUCGUUAUGCAAGACAGUGAUGGAGCAAGACUGGUCUUGGAAUCGGCCCGCUCUUGAUUACAUGGAGCUUUACCAUGCAGCAUGCAAGUGAAACGAGAAAUUGAUUUAGACGUGCAAUUUAAUCUUGUUACCCACUUUGUACAGGUUUGGUGGUAUAUCUUGAUUUAAUUUUUCUCAUUAAAAAGCUUCGUCUAGUUGCACAUAAUUCACCAUAGUCAGAAUAAUGCAAGGCGACACAUUUUAGAGCUUAAAAUGGUUCAUCCAUAUCUGUGUAGCAUAUAACAACAGGUUAGAUUCAGAAUAAUGUGGUGUACUUAUGUAAUUAGCAGAAAUGAAUUAUCAGUUCAUGUCAAGACUCAAAAGAGGUGAAUUAUAACAAUAAAGGUGAGCAAUGAAGGUUAUAUUCUGAGAUUUAGCAA